Messenger RNA from Volvox carteri f. nagariensis, 549 nucleotides. RefSeq lists its product as uncharacterized. Bases 1 to 549 code for a protein of 182 amino acids. Gene Ontology annotation, cellular component: nucleus. The transcript is spliced from 5 exons. The record is from RefSeq and is a predicted model, not a curated record. Lineage: Eukaryota; Viridiplantae; Chlorophyta; Chlorophyceae; Chlamydomonadales; Volvocaceae. Gene Ontology annotation, molecular function: small GTPase binding; guanyl-nucleotide exchange factor activity. Gene Ontology annotation, biological process: protein import into nucleus.
AUGACAGUACCGAUCCCGGGAGCAAUUGUACAAAGGGAACUGUGGGGCGGCGCUGUAACUUGUGCGGUGCCGGCCAGGAUGCUGGACGUUAGCGAUAUCCGCCCUGUGCCAGAUCACCAAGAGGUCUUUCUGGAUUCGGAUGCUGACCAGGCGCUGAUUUUUGAAAUCGUGGAGCACGACGGGGCCGUUGCAGACACGGAUUGCGGGCGGCAUGCCUUUGAGGAUGCGGCAGAAGGCAACGAGGCCACCUCUCAUACGCUGGAAGCUGUUACCAGCCUAGAGGCAGCGGCGGUUCCCAACGUGCCAGCGACCGCCUACAAGUGCCUCGUGCAAGGUCGUCAGAUGGUUCGGCGCGGCCGCGAGGCUAAGGACACGGAGGUCAUGUUGGCGGUGCUGCGGUUCCCCCAGGUGCAGUCAGAUCUGCUCAUCAGUCUCAGUACGCCGGCAGCCGCGGCCGAGUCGCGUUCGGAGGCCACGGCGAUAAUUGCACAGGUUCUGGCCACGCUUGAAAUCCUGGACUGGAGGCUCUUUGGGGCCGGAAGCCAAUGA